AUGUUCUUGACCAAUUUGAUAGCUAUCCUUAUCAUACGAGUAUUUAGUAUAAAUUCCCUUGGUGUUUUCCCCAUUAUGAACACAUCAUACCGCAUAAUCCUAAAGCUAUUACAAAACUACGGCAUUCAGGCCUUGAUUCGGCGACGUGCAUUAUGUACAGGUGGGAAGGAUGCGAAGGAUCGAGUGUUACCACUUUGUUCAGCAAAGUCAGAAGGAACUGUCAUUAUAAAUCGAGCGAGCAUAUGGCUGGAUAUAUCAUUCUUCAAUUCAUUUGUAAAUGCUAGUGAUUGUCGAUACAAUUGGGAGUCUGUAAAAUGGUUUGGUACUUUCAAUACAAAAAUAUAUUACAAAACAUUUUUAUGA
Molecule: messenger RNA, 363 nt
Organism: Mucor mucedo
Lineage: Eukaryota; Fungi; Mucoromycota; Mucoromycetes; Mucorales; Mucoraceae
Exons: 2
Coding region: 1-363 (120 amino acids)
Source: RefSeq, a predicted model, not a curated record